UGCCUUGGAGCAUGAAUGAGGACGACUAAAGAGAGCAGCAGGGGGAGGGACCAGGCCAGCGCGUGCGGUGCGGUGCGGUGCCGUGCCGUGCAGCGCGACUUGGUACGUGGGGGCUCCGUCCGUCGGAACACACGCAGACGGCGGGCUCUAGCUCGGGUGGUCACCAGCCAUAUCAUGAGGGUGGUGGUGACGGGCGCGACGGGGUUCAUGGGCGGCCGCCUGUGCGCGGCGCUGGCCGACGCCGGCCACGACGUGCGCGCCUUCGCGCUCCCGGGCGUCGACGUUUCCGGCCUCCCCGCAGCCGUCGAGGUGGCCUACGGCGACGUCACCGACGAGGAGUCGCUCGCCGCCGCCUUCAGCGGGUGCGACGCCGUGUUCCACGCCGCCGCGGCCGUCGAGGCGUGGCUCCCCGACCCCUCUGUCUUCCACACCGUAAACGUUGGGGGACUUGAGAAUGUAUUAAAGGCUGCCAAGAGAAUGCCAGCGUUGAAGAAGAUAGUAUACACAUCGUCAUACUUCGCAAUUGGCCCAACAGAUGGUUAUGUCGCCAAUGAGAAACAGAUUCAUCAGAGGGAAUCAUUUUGCACAGAGUAUGAGAAAUCAAAGUUUCUAGCAGAUAGAAUUGCACUGCAAGCAGCAGCAGAGGGGGUUCCAAUCACCAUAGUCUACCCAGGCGUUAUGUAUGGCCCUGGAACGCUUACAUCUGGAAAUAUCGUUUGCCGCGUUUUAAUUGAAAGGUUCAAUGGGCGUCUACCUGGUUACAUCGGGCAUGGGUAUGACCGGGGAUCGUUCAGCCAUGUCGAUGAUGUCGUCAAAGGGCACAUAGCAGCCAUGGAGAAGGGCAGAGUGGGCGAAAGAUAUCUGCUCACCGGAGAGAACGCGUCAUUCGUUCAGAUUUUCAACAUGGCUGCGAAUCUUACGAACACAAAGCCACCCAAAUUCCACAUACCUCUAUGGUUGCUUGCCAUCUACGGGUGGAUUUCAGUUUUUGUUGCUCGCAUCACCGGAAAACCCCCACUAAUCAGUUACCCUGGAGUGGAUUGUCUCAGACAUCAGUGGGCUUACUCAUGUGACAAGGCCAAGAGGGAGCUGGGUUAUAGUCCACGAAGCUUAACUGAAGGCUUAGCGGAGACACUCUUGUGGCUGAAAAAUGCAAACUUGAUCAAGUUUUAGUUCUCUACCCAUUUCAGUUUGAUAUUCCAUUUUGAUAAUAAUGUCAUAUUGUCAUCUUAAAUAACUUGCAUGGAUGGUAUAGAAACAAAUAAGGUAAGAAAAUGUGAUGGCAGAAAGCAUAAAAAAAACUUUGAUAUAUUAUGCCAUCUGGCGUAUCA
This is a messenger RNA of Sorghum bicolor (sorghum), 1331 nucleotides long. RefSeq names its product putative dihydroflavonol 4-reductase. The record is from RefSeq and is a predicted model, not a curated record. The transcript is spliced from 5 exons. Bases 16 to 1173 code for a protein of 385 amino acids. NCBI's taxonomy places the organism in Eukaryota, Viridiplantae, Streptophyta, Magnoliopsida, Poales, Poaceae.